Molecule: messenger RNA, 642 nt
Organism: Triticum turgidum subsp. durum (durum wheat)
Lineage: Eukaryota; Viridiplantae; Streptophyta; Magnoliopsida; Poales; Poaceae
Source: the annotation of a GenBank genome assembly
AUGGCGAACAGUUUACAGCAUAUACUAAGUGCAGUGCCAAAGGCCAUACCGUAUGCGUUGUUAGAAGAAAUUACAGACAACUUUUCAGAUGAGCGAAUGCUUGGUCAAGGUGGCUUUGGAAAAGUUUACAGGGGAAUGUAUAAUGGAGAAGAAAUUGCUGUAAAAAAGCUUAGUAUGAUACCGCGCCUUGCUGAUGAGCCACAGUUUAACAAUGAACUUCUUAGUCUUGUGCAUGUACAACAUCAAAAUAUUGUCAAGUUAGUUGGCUACUGCUAUCAAACAAAACAUGAAGUUAAUGAAUACAAUGGAAGACUUGUCGUGGCUGACGUGAUAGAAAGAGUUCUCUGCUUUGAGUACCUUUCCCGUGGAAGCCUCGACGAAUAUCUUUCUGACGAAUCCUGCGGACUUGAUUGGUACGAACGUUACAAAAUAAUUGUCGGGAUUUGUGAGGGUCUAAAUUUCCUUCACAAUGGAACCAAAAGAGCAGUUUACCAUCUUGAUUUAAAACCUGCAAACAUAUUGUUGGAUGAGAAUUGGAUGCCAAAAAUUUGUGACUUCGGUCUGUCAAGACUCAUUAGUAACUCAGCAAAAAGCCAUAACGCGGAACGCUGUAUCGGAACACCGUAUGUUCAUACCUCAUGA